This is a messenger RNA of Galendromus occidentalis (western predatory mite), 669 nucleotides long. RefSeq lists its product as uncharacterized. Gene Ontology annotation, molecular function: nucleic acid binding; zinc ion binding. The record is from RefSeq and is a predicted model, not a curated record. The transcript has a single exon. Bases 1 to 669 code for a protein of 222 amino acids. Lineage: Eukaryota; Metazoa; Arthropoda; Arachnida; Mesostigmata; Phytoseiidae.
AUGCAGCUCGGAACUUCAGUAAGGAAACCUCCCUUAUCGGCGACCGUCGGAGUCUACAAUCUCGACCCGACUAUCACCGAAAAAGAGGUCGAAAACGUCAUUCGAAGGACGCUGAACCGACACGACGAAGAUGACAUCAAGGUAGAGAGCAUCCGAUGCAGUGAAGCAGGGGACCGAAGCACUCUCCUCAGACUUCGAAAGAAGGACGCUGAGACACUUUCCAAAAUCCGUAAGGUGCGAAUCGGAUGGCAGACCUGCACGCUUAGAGAAUGGAAGUCCGUACCGGAGGGCUACAGAUGUCAAGAAGUCGGUCACCUCGCAGCGGGAUGCAGAAGAGACGCGAAGCCUCGAAGAUGCUACAAAUGCGGCACGGAAGGUCAUAUCGGCAGAGAGUGCCAGGCGAUGGAGCAACACUGCCAUAAGUGCAAGGCCUCGGCACACACAGCGUACUCUUCCGCGUGCCCAGUGUUCAGGGAGACGCUUGAAAGUAUGAAGAAGGCCCACCGAGCACCGACGAACCUCGACCAGGCCGGAAAUUUCAAAACGGAACCGACCGGACCGGUCCCACAACUAGCGGAAAGCCCGGCGACGAAAGACAUCUACUCAGGAGCCUGGGUCACAGUCCAGACGAAGAAGAAUAAACCAUCCAGACAGAAUAAUGACGCUUAA